CUCAAAGCUCGGCGACUCGUGGUGGACGUCAAUUGGCCUUGCCAAAUGGCUAUGCACGUCAAGACGAUUCUUCCGAAAGACUCUAACCUCUAUAAAUCUCUUAAAAACUCUGGUCGUCCGAGUCGAAUCCUGGGAGACUGUGAUCAGCGACACAACUCCCUUCGCCAUGCCAGUCAUCAAGUUCGCUACGUCCAAGUCUUUUGAACAGCUCAUCAUCCUGCACCUUCCACCAGACCCAAGUGUCCUAAGGAGUGAAAUCAUCUUCGAGACAGACUUUAAUCCCCUGGUCGAAUACUCGGAUGGCUUCUUUGCCGCCUACAUAGCGCAGCAAUUGAAACGAAAAUCUCACAAGAAGGAUUUUGCUUGCCUCAUUGUUGGACUCGAAUAUGGCUCGAGCUUCUCGGAAAGAGGCAGGGAUCCCGGCAUCUCGCGACGGGUUGAGGCCAUGUUCAAGACCGAGGUUCUGGCUAAUGUCAAGCCCACGCAGAAGGUGGAGGACGUCAAGAUUAGGAUGGAUAUGUGGAAGUUUCAAAGUCUCAGGGAGUACGCAAAGGAGCUCGAAGGACUCGACAGGCAUCUUCUACCUGACUACGUCUGGACUUUGCUUGAGAAGGAGGAUGAGAUCGAAGGGUCUGACUCCGAGUCAGCUGUCUUGCGAUCGGAUGACGAGCUGUCGGACUUUUGAAGGGUUGAGUGCAAGAGCCGAGGUGACGAGUGUGACGUGCUUGGUAGACGUUUCACGGGCUGGAUUGGUAGUGGUCCCCCGCCUGAAUUGGAUAGGCCAGGUCGAGAGAUGAAAUAUCUCUCUGUACAUACAUCAGCUCUGGGAGGUCUGUGGAUAGACAGGUGAGCUAUCCAACGACAGGCUGUUUCAAGACGGGAGGCUAGAAUUGGUAGUAUGCUGCCGAGGAGUCAGAUUGAGAAGAGAUCUUG
Molecule: messenger RNA, 933 nt
Organism: Kockovaella imperatae
Lineage: Eukaryota; Fungi; Basidiomycota; Tremellomycetes; Tremellales; Cuniculitremaceae
Exons: 1
Coding region: 167-685 (172 amino acids)
Source: RefSeq, a predicted model, not a curated record